Branchiostoma belcheri (Belcher's lancelet) is the source of this 1550-nucleotide messenger RNA. RefSeq lists its product as uncharacterized. The record is from RefSeq and is a predicted model, not a curated record. NCBI's taxonomy places the organism in Eukaryota, Metazoa, Chordata, Leptocardii, Amphioxiformes, Branchiostomatidae. The coding region runs from base 96 to 1472 and encodes 458 amino acids. The transcript is spliced from 7 exons.
GGGAAAUCUACAGAGGAUUGACAGUGUGACAACAUGGAACAGAGCUGUACGUCUGGAACCGUGGUGUACAGUGUUAAACCAGACAUCAUGCUAUCAUGAGUGAGAGUGGUGAACACAUACAAGAGGAAAGACCGGGAGAGGAACCCAUUUCAACGCAGCUGAGAGAUGAAACAUCCGAGGAACACAUUGAAGACUCUCAGUCGGUUAGCCCUCUGUCAUUCAAAGACUUCCUACCCCGGCCUCUAGGAGAACAAGGAAGCUCUGAAUACGAGACAUUCGGAACUCUGGUAGACCGAGCAAACGCGUUUCUUGAAGACCAUCGUCAGUAUGACGUCAGGACGUGUGAGACGCUGGAAGUGCAGUACUCAGGGGCCCGGCAGGUGGCGUGCACGGACGUGUCGCUUGUCGGUGGCAGGAGGGACAAGGACCCGUAUUUUAGAGGACUCAGACUAUGGCUUGUACCGUGCGAGACCCACAGUCCGACCUCGCGGGCUCCACGUAUAGGAAAAGUCGAUUUUGUCCCGAGGAAGCUGGCAGACGAUCUGGCACAAGCCGGUUCCGACCAGUUCGAGCCACUUGGCGAGCUGUUGGGAAGGAUGAACGCGUCACUCCGACAGGACCCCAUUCCAGGUGAAGUCCUGACAGUGGAGACCUUGGACAUGGAGUGUUCUGGGGACGAGACGGACCCCGACUCCUGUAGCUGGCACGAGAACGAGGCUGGGUGCACCUGCUGCUGCAGCUGUCUGCGCAGGACAGUCCACCUGUAUGUCAUCAGGGUGUUCUACCUGGAGGGGCCACCUGCUGGGGAGGAAAUCACUAUGGUGGAUUUUGUCCCCCGUGUGGUCCACCCCGCCACGUCAUUUAUAGACGACCCGAUCCUGGAGACCUUCCCCAGACUGACGUCCCAGGCGCGCGCCUGGGUCAGGCACCACCUGGACCGGGGAGGGCGGAUCACCAACCUACAGACGGUCAACGUGAAGGCCACCCGGCAUGGCAUGGCAGAUUCCCAGAGAUCGUUUUACAUCGAGGGCAGUGGACGCGUGCUGUUCGUCCGGACGCUCAGACUGGUGUACGUCAAGCGCGCCCCCUUACAAGACGGAAGAGAAGUGCAGCCAUGCGCUCGAACCUUCGCACCGCUGCAACUCAAUGAGGACGGCUACCGAACCAAACCACAGUUUCAAACGGUCUUGAAAACCAUGGAGGAGGCAGUGCGAUGGCUUCGAAUCGCAGAUUGCCGUAUCAUCUCUGCGGAAAGUCUGACCGUCAAAAUCCCGCCCAACAUCCCCCGCGGCUGGGCUCACCUGGUGGGAAACGAGUCCCUGUGGUGCCGGAACAAGUCGCUAGGGGAGCUGCACCUGGUCAUGCUAAGAGUCUACUUUGAAGGGCCGCCAAAGGACGCUGAAAACACAAGUCGGAGUGCUAAUAUUCCUCCACAGCACGACAUGGGACAGUCAAAGUGCAUCCUUCUAUGAGUGAUAUAUUGUUACUAUGCAACAUUAUAUGUCGUAUAAAUUGUUACCAUGUAAUAUUGUACUUCGCUUUCAAACACU